AUGUCUGUUCAUGGUUCUGAAGCAAAUCGUGUGGUUGAAAAUGAAUUUGGUAGCGUUUCGUUGGAAGAAACACGUAUUCGAAGUAAUAGAUCGAUAGUUAAGAGGACAAUAGCUACAACUUUACGCAAAUUGGAGGGAAUUGUGUCGAAAUUUGGUGGCAAAACAAUAAUAAAAGGGUAUGUGAAUAAUCUAUCUGAAUGUUUAAAAGAAGCUGAGGCACAUAAUACUUAACUUCGCGCUCUAGAACAUGAAAGUGAGCAUGAAGCCGUUUUAAUUUGGUAUGAAGAACAAUUAGAAAGAGUCAAUGAUGCCAAACUAGUGGCUGUAAGUCAUCUUUAGGGGGCGCUUACAUGAAGUAUCCUCAGUCGCUGGAACCUUUCCUGGCAUGCAAGAAAAUUCGCAAAUACCGAACUUAAUCAGUUCAAAAUCUGUAAUAACAUGUAGUUCAAAAUCAAGUGGAAAAGGAGCUGAAGUUCGUGCGAAAGCCUUUGCCGCAGAGUUAAAAGCUAAACAAUUAAUGGAAGAAGAAGAGAAAACAAAACAAGAGUUGGAAAAACAAUUAGAACUUGAGAAAAAUAUAGCUAUGGCUAAAGAAAUAGCUGAAAGAGCAAAACUCGAGGCUGAUCGAAGAAAGACGAAAGGUCCAGCAAGUAAAGGAAGAAUGAAUGCGUCAAAGGGCGGAAGCAGAGUUCCUGGAAAAUGA
Molecule: messenger RNA, 703 nt
Organism: Paramuricea clavata
Lineage: Eukaryota; Metazoa; Cnidaria; Anthozoa; Malacalcyonacea; Plexauridae
Source: the annotation of a GenBank genome assembly